UCCUGAACCCUUGCAGACUGAUAUUCCCCAUUCCCCCGUAAAGGCACUACAAGAAAUUGUGUUUAGAGCAAAAGAAGGGUCCUUACGCUGCAGAGAUGUUCGCCACAAUGUCUGAUCUCCGCGUUCUGCUGUUUGUGGUUCUGGUGGGACAGACAGCCUGUGGGUUCCCCCUGAUGUCUCUCUUCCUAGACCUGGACCCAGAUUGGACCCCUGAGAACUAUGAUUACAGCUCUGAGUACCAAACCCAGGAAGAAAACACCAGUAGUGCUGUCAACCACCUCAGUAAUCCUGACUGGUACUACACAGACAACGACCCAUGCCUGCCCAACCCCUGUGGACACGGCGGGGACUGCCUUGUCAGUGGGGACACUUUCACAUGCAGCUGCCCGGCCCCUUUCUCUGGAAGAACGUGUCAGAAUGUGCAAAACCAGUGCAAAGAAAACUCAUGUGGCCAGGGUGAAUGUCUUGUUAUUCAGAGUCCUCCCUACUACCGCUGUGCCUGCAAACACCCUUACAGGGGGCCCGACUGCUCCACAGCGGUUCCUGCGUGCCGGCCCAACCCCUGCCAAAACGGCGGCACCUGCUCCCGGCACCGGCGGAGGUCCAGGUUUACCUGUACCUGUCCCGACCAAUUCAAGGGGAAAUUCUGUGAAAUAGGUUCUGAUGACUGCUAUGUUGGUGACGGCUUCUCUUACCGAGGGAAAGUGAGUAAGACGAUCAACCAGCACUCGUGCCUUUACUGGAACUCCCACCUCCUCUUGCAAGAGCAUUACAACACAUUUAUGGAGGAUGCUGAGGCCCAUGGCAUUGGGGAGCACAACUUCUGCAGAAACCCAGAUGGAGACAAAAAGCCCUGGUGUUUCAUUAAAGUAAAUAGUGCAAAGGUGAAAUGGGAGUACUGUGAUGUCUCGGCCUGCUCAGCCCUAGACAUUACUGACCCAGAGGAAGGACCCAGUGAGCCCCCGACCAAGCUUCCGGGCUUUGACUCCUGUGGGAAGACUGAGGUCACAGAGAGAAAGAUCAAGAAGAUCUUUGGAGGCUUUAAGAGCACGGCGGGCAAGCACCCGUGGCAGGUGUCCCUGCAGACCUCACUGCCGCUGAGCACCUUCAUGCCCAAAGGCCACUUCUGCGGGGGGUCGCUGAUCCACCCCUGCUGGGUGCUUACUGCUGCCCACUGCACUGACAUAAGAGCCAAGAAUCUAAAAGUAGUGCUAGGAGACCAGGACUUGAAGAAGACAGAAUUCCAUGAGCAGACCUUCGGGGUGGAGGCGAUAUUCAAGUACAGCCACUAUCAUGAAGUAGAUGAGAUUCCUUACAACGAUAUUGCCUUGCUCAAGCUAAAGCCAGUGAAUGGUCACUGUGCUCUGGAAUCCAAAUAUGUGAAGACUGUAUGUUUGCCUGAUGGUCCCUUUACUUCUGGGACUGAGUGCCACAUCUCUGGCUGGGGUGUUACAGAAACAGGGGAAGGGUCCCGACAGCUCCUGGAUGCCAAAGUCAAGCUGAUCGCCAACACUGUGUGCAACUCCCGCAAACUCUACAACCGCAUGAUUGAUGAGACCAUGAUCUGUGCGGGAAACCUUCAGAAGCCUGGGGGGGACACCUGCCAGGGUGACUCUGGAGGCCCUCUGACCUGUGAGAAGGAUGGGACCUACUACGUCUAUGGGAUAGUCAGCUGGGGCCAGGAAUGUGGGAAGAAGCCAGGGGUCUACACGCAAGUUACCAAAUUCGUGAAUUGGAUCAAAGCCACCAUCCAAAGGCAGUAAAGUUUCUAAGGUGUCUCCAGAACCUCAGACAAGGCGAGGACUCGCGGGCAGCAAUGAACACCCCUUGGAGCUCCCAGGAUGCCACACAGCAAGGGCUCCACGCUUGAAGCAGAGAGCUGCUGCCAGCCUGGGGUGUCCCGGACCAGCACCUCCACCAUUUCAUCAGGCUCCCUCCCCAGUCACCCAAGAACUGGCAGAAUCGAUCUGAAAUACAUAUUGUUUGCUUCCUUUUGAACAAUGGUACCUUCUGGAAAACCAUUGUUCACUGACUGCCUCCACCUUGGACCUUUGUAAAUGCAGGAUUUCAGAACACUCAGCAUCGGUUGGAGUCACUUUGGCAUCUUUAUUCC
Artibeus jamaicensis (Jamaican fruit-eating bat) is the source of this 2113-nucleotide messenger RNA. It is a transcript of the gene HABP2, whose product is annotated as hyaluronan binding protein 2. Gene Ontology annotation, biological process: proteolysis. The transcript has 13 exons. The record is from RefSeq and is a predicted model, not a curated record. Gene Ontology annotation, molecular function: calcium ion binding; serine-type endopeptidase activity. Bases 96 to 1763 code for a protein of 555 amino acids. Lineage: Eukaryota; Metazoa; Chordata; Mammalia; Chiroptera; Phyllostomidae.